Salvelinus sp. IW2-2015 is the source of this 5105-nucleotide messenger RNA. The record is from RefSeq and is a predicted model, not a curated record. Lineage: Eukaryota; Metazoa; Chordata; Actinopteri; Salmoniformes; Salmonidae.
CAAUUAUAUUAACUUUUGUCGAUGAAUUUAACUACUGUGGCAUAGUCUUUGUGAUAUUACUGACGGGCUGUACAAAUGAAUUUACAGUUUAGCCUACUGUGCCGCGUUCAUUCCAAACAGUAAAAUAACGGUUUACAUGUCGCGAUCUGAUAGGCUCUUUCGCCAGCAGGUGUUUGCAACUUCAAUUGCGCUUGUUAGUAGUCCAGAUGCCGCCCUUUCCGUACUGUACAGAGACAGAAACAUAGGUUACUAGCUUUAUGUAUGAGUUGCCUAAAAAGUCAGUCGACAUUCUGAAGAGACUAACAUGAAAUGGACUUGACUUACACGGAUAUGAUCAUGUAGGCUAGAGUGUUUCAGUUUUUUUGUAUAAAUCGUGUUAAUGCGCGCACGACAGCUGACUUGCACAACAUCUGGCCAGAGACCGGGAUUUGCUUACUGUACCGGUGUGGAACUGAGAAGAAGAAGACUGGGACACGGACCGUCUCUCCUGAGCUCAGUGGAGACAACAGAUUGGGGCAGGGUGUUGGAUUGACAGUGGUACCUGAGUCAGCCAUGAGGCGGAAGCUGGACAUGUCGGGACUGACGGACGAUGAGGCAGAGCACGUUCUACAAGUGGUGCAGCGGGACAUGAGGCUCCGGAAGAAAGAGGACGAGCGCCUCAGUGAGCUGAAGCAAGAGCUGGACGAGGAGGGUAGUCGCUGCUCCCUGCUCUCCCGGCAGCAUCGCUUCAACGAGCGCUGCUGCAUCCGCUGCUGCUCUCCCUUCACCUUCCUGGUCAACCCCAAGCGCCCGUGUCUGGACUGCAAGUACAACGUCUGCAAGACCUGCCGCUCCUACAGCAAGAAGGACAAAGCCUGGGUCUGCUCGGCGUGUCAGAAGGGCAGGCUUCUGAAGACCCAGUCCCUGGAGUGGUACUACAACAAUGUAAAGUGUCGCUUCAAGAGGUUUGGUAGUGCCAAGGUGUUGAAGACACUAUACAGAAAACACCUGGCGGAGCAAGGGACGCUGGGUGAACUCACAGAGGGUAGCACGUAUGAGGAGAGCAUCGGCAACGAGGGCAGCGUCUGUAGUGAAAAUGCCUUCUACAGACAGAGUGAAGAGCACAGCAUGGCAGAGACCCUAACGGUGGCACUGAGGGUGGCAGAGGAGGCCAUCGACGAGGCCAUCGCCAAGGCAGAGGGACACACCGACAGUCAGGACAAGCAGAGCGAGGCAAGGUAUCUGCGAGACCACAGAGAAGAGCUGAUUGAGGAACUGGCCACAACCAUUGUGCAGAAAAUCAUCCGGCGGAGGAAGAACCUAGCUGAGAUGAAGCCAGACUAUGACCUGGACUGGCUCCCCGACAACCAGAGUGGUGACCAGCCCUUGGCUUCAAGCUCCCCCAGCUCCAAGAUCUGCCGCACCACAUCAGCCCGCGCCAAGGCCUCUAUAUGGCGGUCUCACUCUGCCUUCUCGCUGCUGGAUGACAACGUUAUGAUGCAGUGCUCUGGGGUUUCCCAGGACUCUCAGCAUGGGCUGAAAAAGGAGGGAGGAGCGGCAGGAUUGGCCAACUGGAAGAGUGUUGACCGCCUGGACAACUCCAUGCUGAAGAGCCCAGACGGGAACUGGAUCGCCCAGCAGAGCACACAGCUGUCUCGGCCCAGCCUGCUGACCAAGAGGAAGUCACUGGUAUUCAGCGUUUUGGAGAAGGAGUCCGGUGUGAUCUCCGCCUACGAUGAGAUGGGCUCAGACGACGCCGAGGGGGGAGAGGGGGCCUGGGGCGCCGCCCUGCUGGAGAUACGCAGGAAAAUGACAAACGCCAACAACAACCAGGGGUCAGAGGCACCAGAUGCCCAGGCCUCUGCCGACCAGCAGCACAGCCUCCCCUCACCCUUGCUGGACCACCACGCCAGCACGGACACCCUCAACUCUGAAUCUGAGGUAGGAGAAGAUCAGAUUCGAGGUCAAGGGCCGAAGCCCCAGAAGCCUCUGCUCACCGUCCUGAAGAGAAAGGUGCCUGUGGAGCACCGGUGCACCCCCUCUUCACGUCGGUCGUCCCGCCCGGGCAUCUUCGACGUGAACUUUAACCCUGAGGGGAUGGAGGCUGAGAGCAGCGGGGCUGAUGAGCUGGAGGAGGAGGGCAAAGUCAGGAGGAUGCGAAGGAGGAAGAGGACUAAGAAGGAUCAGGGGGAGGGAAGAGGAGAGGAGUAUAGCAGCAUGCUACUGGAUGACCUGGCCAAGAAACUAAGUGUGAAAAAGACCAGCCAAUCUGGCGCAGUCACCCCAGACACUCUGACUUUGGAUGGUGGCUUGACCUCCAGGUCGCUGACCCCUGAACCCCGGGGUCCUGAGGGGGAGGCCCCCGGCUGCGGGGCCCCUAAGGGCCAGGGAGGAGGGACCAUGGGAGUGACCAUCAAUCUUGAGCAGGAACUGACCAUCAGACUGAAAGAGCUGGCCAGCCAAGUCGGCCUCGCACACCUCUCAUCAUCUGAGGACGAACUGGACAGAUCGGGAGAGGACGAGGGAGGAAGGGAGGGAAGGAGAGAAGGAACUCAGGAGGAGGAGCGGUUAUGGCAUAUAGAAAUCGAGAUGGAAGGAGGGAGAGUGGGAGAGGGGGAGGAGAGGACAAAAGAAAGGGAGGGAGAUGGAGGAGGACAGCUGAAGUCAACACUAAUCCAGCUAGCUAGUCAGGUCAGAGGCACAGAAUUCUCAUCCACUGAAGAUGAGUUGGACAGAGUGGGUAGGGUUGAGCAUGGAUGGGAGAGAGAGCGGGUGGAGGAGAGGACAAAAAAGAGGGAGAGAGAAGGAAGAGAGGAGCACACCGUAAAGUUGCGUAUGCUGGCUAGCCAAGUCACACAUUUCUCAUCAACAGAGGAAGAGCUUGACCGAGUGGGUGUUAGUGAUGGAGAGAUGGAGGAGCAGAGAGAAGGAGAGAGGGAGGGAGAGAAGGAAGAGCUGACAUACAAACGGUGCAGACUGGCUAGACAGGUCAAUGACGCGCAGUUGUCAUCAACAGAGGACGAGCUGGAUAGAGUGGGUCUCUAUGAUGAAGAGAUGGAGAAAGGGAGGGAGGAGAGAGGAGGAGAAGGGGGUGGAGAGCGGGAGGAGAUAGACGCUGAGGCACUGUGGGAGAUGGAGGGAGAUAAAGAGGAACUGACCUCCAAGUUGAGAGAUCUGGCCAGUCUCGUUAGCGCCUCCCAAUUCUCCUCUACGGAAGAUGAACUGGAUAGAGUGGGAAAGAACGAGGGAGAGAGGGAAGAGGGGAGCAAAGGAGACAAAAUGAAGUUGUCCAAUAGAGUGGCAGACUGGGUCAGAGAGAGAUGUGGAGAGAUGGAGGGAAAGUGGCAUGGAGAGAGAUGGGGAGAGAUGGAGGGAGAGAGGAGGAGGGUACAGGUGGAGAGGGUGAGAGAGAAGCCCUGGUACCAGGGGGGGAUGGAGGUGGAAGGGAGGAUGAUGAACAAGGUGAGGAGAGAUAGCAUCGGAGAACUAGACGUCAGACUCUUUGACUUUGAGGAUGAAAGUGAGAAAGAGGGAGAGCUGCAAAGCGAAGAGAUGGACACAAAGGUAGAGGAAGAGGGAGUCAUGAAGGUACAGAGGAUGAUGGAGAGGAUGUUUGAAGGAGGGAAGGAAGGAAAGAGAGCAGGGGAAGCAGAGAGAAAGGUGGAAAGAGGGAUGAGAGAUGCAGAAGUGGGAGGAAGAGAGCGAGAAACAACAGAAAGUGUGGACACUGUGGAGGGAGAGGUGAUGUUUGACAAAAUAAUCAGCAACCUAGAGCACACACUGGGUGGGAUGGAGGUAGAGAUGGAUGGAGAAAUGGUGGCAGACCCCAAAAGAGAAGGGAGAGAAGAGGAUAAGAACCAAACAAAGGUUAGAGAAAGCGAGUUUAUGAAAGAAGAAGAGAUAGAUGAAUAUCUAAUUAAUGAGAUGCUAAUGUUAGAACAGCUGUCAGACAGCUUUGGCACUUUAGAUAAGACUGGAGUCAAACCUCAAGAGAAGGCUGGAGGGAAGGAAAGAGAAAGGCACAGUUUGGAUAAGACAGUAGAGCGUGUCGUGGAGCGAGGUGAGAAAGAGUCUCGAGAGAAAGAUGAGCAGACUGAAACAGAUACCCAUAAAAGCAUCCUACCACAGAAUUUAGAUGAGAGAAAGGAACAAAUAUCAGACCAGACAAAGAGCGAGACAACCCGAGACCUGGAAGAAGAGAGCAAGGGAGUAGAAAGAGGGGGAUAUGAAGGUGGGGAGGUAGAGGAGCAAACAAGCGACAAGGAGAUGGAUGAUUUUGGGGAAAGAGGAGGGGAGAAUUUUGAGAAGAAUACAGACGAGAAAGAAACUGAGAGCAACCAAACUAAGGACCCAGAAGAGAGCGCCCCCUGUGUUCAGGAGGAGAUACUGUCUUCAGAGGAGAUCCAGAAUAGGUACUCGGCGAUGUCACUGCGCAGUAUCACCACUGAGGUGCUGACGGUGUUGAAUGCGACAGAGGACCUACUCCAGGGGGUGGAAGGGGGUGACUACGCUUGUUCUCCUCCCUACACCCCUUCACUACCCCCCAACACUGACACCAAGAGGCUGGACGAACAGCUCAGCAGACUGGAGGAGAACGUGUAUGUGGCGGCGGGCACGGCGUACGGCCUGGAGGCGGAGCUGGACGACCUGGAGGAGUGUGCCCGGGCCAUCGGCGAUGCCACCUCUGACCUGGAGCUGUCCUACCUGGAGGAGCAGGUGGCAUCAGCUGCCGCCCAGGUGCAUCAGUCUGACCUCCAGACGCAGACUUUUGCUUUGGAAAAAAGGAGAAAGCGGGGGAUUUUACCUCGGGUUUUACCUCGGGUGUCGGACAUUGCAGCCAGGAUCACAGCUCUGAAGAAUGCAGGUCUCAACGUGGUCCCACAGAACCGCUUCGCUAAGCCCAAGAAACAGCCUAAGAUAAAGAAACCUAAGCCAGACUGAUCAGGCAUGUUGACCCCUGUCGUGACCCCUAGCUUCCCCUCACACUAGUGCUACCUGCCUUUAACCAACCAUCAGGACAAUGCCAAGUACAGACUGACAGUUUUACCACUCAUUUUGACACUGUGGACAUAGACAAGAGUUGUAGAUUUUUUUAUAAUGAGAUGAAAAUAGUACAUUAUGUAAAA